AUGCCUACGCUGUCGUUGGUGAACUUCAACAUCGUCUGCGCCACGUUGGGCGGCUUCAUCUCCAUCUUCGGACUGGUGUCGUACCUCCUCAAGGAGCGCUUCUACCUGUCCGAAGCCUCCAUCAGCACAGUCGCGGGCCUAAUCUUCAGCCCUCACGCGCUGAAUUGGAUCAGACCGCUCGAGUAUGCGAGGAAUAGCGAGGAAGAUUUAGAGACCAUCACACUCUACUUCACACGACUGGUCUUGGGCGUGCAGCUCGUUUUGGCGGGCGUGCAGUUGCCCAGCAAAUAUCUAUGGAUGGAACGGAAGAGCCUAGCGAUACUCAUUGGACCUGGUAUGUGCUUGAUGUGGUUGACAACGUCUCUGCUUGUGUGGGCUCUCGUACCACAUAUCAAUUUUGUGGCUGCCAUUUCCGUGGGAGCGUGUGUGACGCCCACAGAUCCCAUUCUCAGCAACAGCAUCGUAAAAGGCAAGUUUGCCGAUAAGAAUAUUCCUGGUCCUCUGCAGAAGAUCAUCAUCGCCGAGUCUGGCGCCAACGAUGGUCUCGGCUAUCCCUUCCUCUUCCUCGGCCUGUAUUUGCUCAAGUAUGCCGGAGAAGGUGGUGCCGGCCAGCAUGGGGGUGUCAGCCAUGCCAUGGCCUUGUGGUUUGGAGAGACGUGGGCUUACGAGAUCCUCUUGAGCGUCGUCUACGGUGCCACCGUGGGCUGGAUCGCGAAGGAGCUGUUGCACUGGGCAGAGGAGCAUCGCUAUGUAGAUCGAGAGUCGUUCUUGGUCUUUGCCAUUACGCUUGCGCUUUUCAUCGUAGGUACGGUCGGCAUGUUUGGAUCGGACGACGUGCUCGCCUGCUUUAUUGCUGGCAACGUGUUUACUUGGGAUGAUUGGUUCCGGCUUGAGACCAAGGAUGACUCUCUACAACCUACUAUUGACAUGCUUCUUAACGUGGCCGUCUUCAUAUGGUUCGGAGCGAUCUGUCCCUGGCAUAGCUUUGUGGACAACGACGUGAUCCCAAUCUAUCGUCUGAUCCCCCUGGGAAUCCUGGUGCUCCUACUGCGGCGACUUCCCAUGAUAUGGCUGUUUCGUUCACAGAUACAUCAACUGGAAGACUGGAAACAGACUACUUUCACUGGCUGGUUUGGACCAAUCGGAGUAUCGGCCAUUUUCUACUUGUACGUUUCGAGGGAGUUCCUCCGGCAGAUCUCCGUCGAUGAUGUCGAGCGCAAUGAUGCCGCACAUCUCGCGGAGACCAUGAACGUGGUGGUCUGGUUUCUGUGUAUCUGCUCGGUGGUGUGCCAUGGACUCUCUGUGCCACUGGGCAAGCUCGGGUUCCACCUUCCCAGGACCAUUUCAAGAGCGUUGUCAUCGGAAACACCCUCUUUGAUCCCGAGCAGAUCUCGACCUAGGAACACGCAAUCAAACGUUUCCGAGCCUCGAGCAGCUUCGUCUAGUCCACCGCGACCUAUCAAUUAUCCAUCAGGAGUGUCAACCCCAAGGCCCGCUAUAACACAGCGCAGCAUCAGAUUUCCGGAUGAAAAUGCUGAUGGGCCAAAUUGA
This is a messenger RNA of Sphaerulina musiva SO2202, 1551 nucleotides long. Its product is annotated as Na/H antiporter. Gene Ontology annotation, molecular function: sodium:proton antiporter activity. The transcript has 6 exons. NCBI's taxonomy places the organism in Eukaryota, Fungi, Ascomycota, Dothideomycetes, Mycosphaerellales, Mycosphaerellaceae. Gene Ontology annotation, biological process: sodium ion export across plasma membrane; regulation of membrane potential; proton export across plasma membrane. Gene Ontology annotation, cellular component: plasma membrane. The record is from RefSeq and is a predicted model, not a curated record. The coding region runs from base 1 to 1551 and encodes 516 amino acids.